CAGUGAAAUAGUAUCCACACCAGGAACUGGCCUCUCGCUCUGUGCAUGGGCCUUGAUUCCAACCAGCCUGGAGUAAAUCUCAUUAUAGGCUCAGCCCUCUCCUGGAAUCUGAAGCCUCCUGGACCUUCUCAGUGUGCCUGAGACAGACAGCAGAAUUACUGUAUGGGCUCUUAGAAUUAUAAAAAGGCCUGUUACACAAAGAGAUCACAGUCCAGCUUCUCUCUGAGGAAGACUGCACCAUCCCAGGUGAGUGCAUGCCUACCUGGAGCCUGGGAGCCCAUGGACUCUGCAUCCUAAAGGGCCUGGAAGACCCCACAAACCACUUCAUGAUGCCAGAGAAAAGUCCUGCAUCCCAUCCAUACCUUCGCUGGCUCGAAAGAAGUGUUUCAAAGCCUUAACUGACAAUCCAGAAAGGCAGGUCAAAUUGAAGGAUAGCUCCCAGCUGCAAGAAGGAUCCAGGAUGGAAAUGAGGAAGAAUCCUUGGAGGACAAACAAGUUAACCUGAAGACCAGCAAGGAAGACACUGCAGAGUUGUGUUUUUCACAAGAGCAAGAAAUUUUGCUUCUUGCAGAAAAGCUCACGGCUCUUUAGAAACCAUCAGUUUUAGAGACAAGGCUGCCAAUGUGACCUCACCCUCUUCAGUGCCCCUCCUCAGUGCCAGCUAUGAGUUCCUGCAACUUCACACAUGCCAGCUUUGUGCUCAUUGGUGUCCCAGGCCUAGAGGAAGCCCACUUCUGGUUUGGUUUCCCCCUGCUGUCAAUGUACGCAGUGGCACUGUUUGGAAACUGCGUUGUGGUCUUCAUUGUCAGGACGGAGCGCAGCUUGCACGCACCCAUGUACCUCUUCCUCUGCAUGCUGGCAGCCAUUGACCUGGCCUUGUCUACCUCCACCAUGCCCAAGAUCCUGGCCCUCUUCUGGUUUGACUCCCGGGAGAUCACUUUUGAUGCCUGCCUUGCCCAGAUGUUCUUUAUCCAUGCUCUUUCAGCCAUUGAAUCCACCAUCCUGCUGGCCAUGGCCUUUGACCGCUACGUGGCCAUCUGCCACCCACUGCGCCAUGCCGCAGUCCUCAACAACACAGUGACAGCCCAGAUUGGCGUAGUAGCCGUGGUCCGCGGCUCCCUCUUCUUCUUUCCACUUCCACUGCUCAUCAAGCGGCUGGCCUUCUGCCACUCCAAUGUGCUUUCCCACUCCUACUGUGUGCACCAGGAUGUGAUGAAGCUAGCCUACGCUGACACCUUGCCCAAUGUCGUCUACGGUCUCACUGCCAUUCUGCUAGUCAUGGGCGUAGAUGUCAUGUUCAUCUCUUUGUCCUAUUUCCUGAUCAUACGAACAGUUCUGCAACUGCCUUCCAAGUCGGAGCGAGCCAAGGCCUUUGGUACCUGCGUGUCACACAUUGGUGUGGUCCUGGCCUUCUAUGUGCCCCUCAUCGGCCUCUCAGUGGUGCACCGCUUUGGAAAUAGCCUCGAUCCCAUUGUGCAUGUUCUCAUGGGAGAUGUCUACCUGCUGCUGCCUCCGGUCAUCAAUCCCAUCAUCUACGGUGCCAAGACCAAACAGAUCCGAAUCCGGGUGCUGGCGAUGUUCAAGAUCAGCUGUGACAAGGACAUCCAAACUGCGUGACAUGGGUGACCCUUACUAGUCCACUUCCCCAUCCUUCCUGUUUUAAUACAAUUAUCCCAUAACAGGAGCUUAAUUCCAGUUGGCUGUAAGCACAUCAGUGUUUUUCUCCAGCUGUAUAGUUCAUUUACUUCAUGGAAUAUUAUGCAGACUAAUCCAUAUUAUGUAUCAUUUGGUUAAUGACUGUGAUUAAAAUGAAACAGCCAGCUGGGUGUGGUGGUACACACCUGUAAUCCAAGCACUCGGGCAACUGA
Octodon degus (degu) is the source of this 1868-nucleotide messenger RNA. RefSeq names its product olfactory receptor 51E2. The record is from RefSeq and is a predicted model, not a curated record. Gene Ontology annotation, molecular function: G protein-coupled receptor activity; olfactory receptor activity. Gene Ontology annotation, biological process: G protein-coupled receptor signaling pathway. NCBI's taxonomy places the organism in Eukaryota, Metazoa, Chordata, Mammalia, Rodentia, Octodontidae. The transcript has 4 exons. Gene Ontology annotation, cellular component: membrane. The coding region runs from base 664 to 1617 and encodes 317 amino acids.